This is a messenger RNA of Plenodomus lingam JN3, 3126 nucleotides long. Lineage: Eukaryota; Fungi; Ascomycota; Dothideomycetes; Pleosporales; Leptosphaeriaceae. The record is from RefSeq and is a predicted model, not a curated record.
AUGUUUUGGCGCUUCGGCGGGUACGCGCAGCUGUCGUCGCUCGACAGCAUCCUCGACAAGCCUGACGUCACGGUGGAGGAGCUGCUCGACGAGUCAGACCUCAUCCAGGAGCUGAAGCAGCAAAACUCCAAGCUCAUCGAGUACCUGCGCGACGAAAAUGUCCUCGAACGCCUGCUGCGCUAUGUCAUAGCCACCAAGGCUGCAGCGCCCCACGACGACGAGGCAGCAGCCGAAGCCGCCCACGAAGCCCGCAGCCCCAGCCGCCAGAGCUUCUUUGGCAAGGUCAGGGCCCGCUCCCUGUCCACCAGCAAGUCCGAUGCGGGCGACAAUGAGGAGAACAAGGAGGAGCGACAGCGCAUGAAGUAUGCUUACGUCUCGUGCGAGAUUCUCUCCUCUGAGGUCUGGUCGAUAUCCGAGGCCGUCCUCGAGAACCAGGACACGCUGCGCCAGUUUUGGGCCUACAUCAAGCAGCCAGCGCCCCUCGAUCCCGUCCAGGCCGGCUACUUCACCAAGGUCAAUGAGUCGCUGCUCGACCGUAAGAUGGAGGAGAUGCUCGACUUCUUCAAGUCGCUCGACAAUGUGGUGACUGACAUGCUGCAACACGUCGACUGCCCUGUGAUCAUGGACCUACUCCUGAAAAUUAUUAGUCUGGAGAAGAGCGAAGGAGGUCAAGGUAUUGUGGAUUGGCUACAACAGCAAAACCUCAUCCCCCGAUUGAUCUCCUUUCUCGGGCCCGACCAUUCCACUUCGACGCAGACAUCUGCCGGCGAUUUCCUCAAGGCCAUCAUCACCAUAUCUGCGAAUGCCACCACACAAGACCAGUCUGUGAUCGGCCCGAACGAAUUGACGCGCCAGCUCGUCUCCGAGACCUGCCUGAAGCAAUUGAUUGACUUCAUGCUGCGUGGUGGGAACCCGUUGACUGUAGGCGUUGGUAUCAUUAUCGAAGUCAUCCGGAAAAACAAUUCAGACUACGACCUGGAGAAUCAAAUCGGACCCGUCCCAAAGAAUUCUGAUCCCAUUUACCUAGGCACAUUACUACGAGAGUUUGCAAACCACAUACCUCAGUUCAUGGAACUGGUCAACAGCUCAAGCCAAAUCAUCACGCAAACCGAUGGCAGCACGACGACGAAGAAACGCGAGCUCAAGACGGCCUUUGGCGAAAAGAUUGAGCCGCUUGGAUUUGACCGAUUCAAGACUUGUGAACUCAUGGCCGAAUUGCUACACUGCAGCAACAUGGCCCUACUCAACGAACGUGGGAGUGAGGCCGAGGUGAGGAGGCGGGAUGCCGAGCGCGAACGUCUCAAGGCAGAGGGCAAGCUCACCUCUGCUGGUGGCAACCUUGGGGAAUUCUCCAACAGCGUCGAUAGCCAGGGCUUCCACCAUGCACGUGCACCAUCCAUGGACUCGCCUGCGGAGAUCAAGCCAUUGCACGUACAGAAUAGUGCGGAUGACGACUUUGAAAAGGUCAUUGCUCCCGAAGUCGCCAUCCAGUCGCCCAACGAUACGUCGCCGGAGAAGGAGCAAAUCGGCGAGCCACUAGAACGUUCACCCAAAGUCAUGCCCAAGGAAUCCCCUGCCGAGAAGCCGGCAUCAAGCGAAGGCGAAUUCGUCGUUGAGCCCCUGACCCCACCCAAGGAUACAUCGGCAACGACAGAGUCGACCAGCAGCACUCCCAAGCCGGCAGAUGAUGCCGAGUCACCUACGUCGGCUGGACUGUCUGCCAAGGUCGGCGGUCUUGAUCUGGACAACGAUACAGUGAUGAACGAUCGUCAAGACGCAACGGAGCCUACAAAAAUAGAGGCUGCAACCAAAGACCUUCCUUCUCUCUUGACGCAACAACUUAGCCAAUCUUCCAAGACCGACGAUCUUCCUGAACCACUAUCACCACAUGAGGAUGAUAAGCCUGCGCCACUCUUCGCGAAUAAGAGCCGCGAAAGCAAUACCGAGGCUCCUCCGGCGGUUGACACGUCGCGAUUUACCGCACCUGCAUCAGAAGUGGAUUUAGAAGCGACACCAAUUGACGAAUCUCAAAGUGCACAGUCGGUCAUAUUUGAUAACAUCGAUGACGGCGGAGUGGCCUUUGAGCUCGACAUUGACGGCUCGCCGGUUGUGGGCGACCUUUUGAAGAUAACAUUCGUCCAGAACAAAGUCGUGCCAACCAUUCUUGACUUCUUUUUCCGCUUCCCUUGGAACAAUUUCCUCCACAAUGUAGUCUAUGAUGUCGUCCAGCAGGUCUUCAACGGACAGAUGGAUCGCGGAUACAACCGUUCCUUGGCCAUUGACCUUUUCGACACGGGACGAAUUACUGAACGCAUCAUUCAAGGGCAAGCAGACAGUGACAAGGCCCAAGCAGCCAAGGGAACACGGUUAGGCUACAUGGGCCAUCUCACGCUAAUUGCCGAGGAAGUAUUGAAAUUCACCGAAAGACAAUCAGAUGAAGUGCUCUCACCGUUGGUCCUAGACAAGGUCCACGCCGAAGAAUGGGUGCAUUAUGUCGAGAACGUCUUGGCAGAAACUAGGGAACGCGACAACGCCAUUCUCGGAGGCGUCCGACCCGACAUGAGUGUUGGCCCCCGUCAAACGGUGCUCAAUGCCGUCAACGCAGCCAACAACUUUGGCGGCGACGGCGGACUAUCGAAUGCGAGCCUCGCCAACAAUGGCAGCAUUGGUCUAGAUAGCAUGGAGCUUACCAACCAUGGUGACACUGGAGGUGAAGACGAGGACAUGGACGACGUCGACACCGAGAGGGAAAGAGAACAACGACAGGGACCUGUCGACGACUCCGAACAAAACCCCCCCAUCCCCGCACCCCUACAAAUCCCCCCCUCCCGCGCACGUCGCCAAUUCGCCCUCCGGCUUGCCCAGCGCAAGGCUGCGGCGGAAGCUGGGGCCGCGGCUGAAGAGGGCCAGGGAGAGAGAGAUGAUCGGCGGGGAGAUGGUGUGGGAGGAGAGAGAGAGGAAGAGGGAGAUGGGUUGGAGGGAGAUGGGGCGGCAAGGGAUCGGGAUAGCUCGGUUAUGCGGAUGAUGAUGGUUGCGCAGGAGGUGGAGGAGCGGGAGGGGCAGAGGAGGUUUUUGAGGUUGUGGGAGGGGUUGGAGGGGGAGGGGGAAGGGGAUGAGGAGGGGUGA